Molecule: messenger RNA, 2276 nt
Organism: Zootermopsis nevadensis
Lineage: Eukaryota; Metazoa; Arthropoda; Insecta; Blattodea; Termopsidae
Product: nucleoporin NUP42
Molecular function (GO): metal ion binding
Source: RefSeq, a predicted model, not a curated record
GGUUAUAUGUUGUUACGAAACUACUUCUGUGAUUGCAUUUUGUUUAUAAUUUGAUUUCGUUCACUUCGUAUUUUCUUAUUCUGUAUUUAGCCACCGAACACUUCAUGAAGCUAUUAAGUGGUAUUUUCUGUGCUAGUAGAUUAUCCUUGGUAAUAUCACACCACAGAAUACACCAACAUCGGAGUGUGAAGAGAAACUGUGAUUUCAAAAUUCAGCAUGUAUUGGCCUUUCAUUUCCAUUCUUCGUAAAUCCGCUAAGUAGAUCAGUUACAACAGCCUUUUCUCGUUCUUUUUUAUUGUCGGCUGUUGAUUGUCAUAGAUAUAUUGAAUGUGGCGCAUGUAAUAACUUUAUUUGUUGUUCAGUUAAGGAAAUGCCCUUUUGAAUGCAUUGUUCUUUUCUUUAUAUGGUGUUGCUUUAUGUGCAACUGCAUUGACAAUAAAAAUAUUGUUUGCUACAGACAUGAUGUCUUAAGUCUACAUACAUAAUGGUGAUCUGCAAAUUUUAUCAACAAGGUUUUUGCAAAUAUGGCAGUAGCUGCAGAUUUGAACACCCACAUUCUGGAGAGAGUGUAUUAAGAAGAAGAUAUGGGGAUAAUCAGUAUACAACAAAUAAUUAUUUUCAUGGUCAUGGUAGGAAUCCAGGAUCAUACAAAGCCGAAAACAUAUCACAUGAUUUAGAAGCCAUGCAAAUGGUCUUCCAAGAAGUGAUUGAAAGUGAGAAGGGGGGACAGUGGCCAUUGUCAUGCUUUGCACCUAUCGGGGAGAGACCAUGUUUCCCAGGGUGUGAGGACUAUUCUCCAGAAGAGAUUCGCUGGAAGAUGUAUGAGGCUAAGCAGAAUGACACACUUCCUGAAUGCCAGAGGCAGAUUAAAGAAUUGUAUGACGCAGCCAAACUUCGAAGACAUCAGAUACUGAAUCAAAAGAAUGAGGUAUUUACAAUAAUCAAGAAGCUUUAUCAUGGAGAAAAGAUUGAGACAGAACCAAGCUUUUCAUUUUUACAAGCUGUAAAUCAAGUUAGAGACAAUAACGUUGCAUCAUGGACUUCGUCAAAUUUUGGGAAUAGCGAGAAUCAAGCUCCUGUUUCCAGCAACUUUGUAUUUUCCCUUCCACAAUUAGGAGGUUCAUCUGGACAGACCGCAGUUUACCAUCAGUCAAAUGGGUUUUAUGGUAAUGUACAAGUUCCUAAUGGUAGCACACAGACUUCCAGUGUAUUUAACAGUUCAUCUGAUGUACAUUCACCUUUUGGUACUGUCACUCAAGAUUCUUCAAGACUUCAAUCAGCAGUGUCUUCAAAUAGUGUAUUUGGUGGAAGUAAAAGCAUUUUAAAUACUGCUGCUACUUGGAAUAGAGUGGAAAAUACUGUUGAAGACAGUUCUUUGUAUUCACAAAAAGCUGAAUUAUCCCAAGACAAAUUGGAUGCAUUUGUUGCUCAGACAUUUACGAUGGGAAAGGUACCAAGAAAACCACCGCCUAAAGAUCUGUGUACACUCUAGAAGUUUUUUGAAUUUUGAAACUUUGAUUAUACAGGCUGCCUUUGUGUUGUUAACUCUUACAGGAGUCAUUUUAUAAUUUUGUAGAAAGUAAAAGUAGGAUUAAUUAUCUAGCUAAACUGUGGAGGAAAACCCUUCUUGAGAAACUGACAGUGAAGAAAUUUGUGGCCUUUUAUGGAAACCAAAGGUUUAUUACUAAGUUCAUGACAGCCAGUUGUUGGUUCUUAACCUGAGCUAGAUAACUGCAGUCCACAUCCAUCUUAUUUUCCUAUAAAAAGGAUGUUACUGUACAGUACACUGCAGUAUUUUGUUAAAGCAGUUGGCAGUACUGUGCAUAAUGGCAUAUAACAGUCUGCUUGUUAUUGUGAAAUUUAUGACAUAUUUCAUUAUUAAACAACAUUAGUUUCACAUUGAAGUUACUAUAUAAUGGUUCAUUAAAACCCCUAUUUCUGGCCAAUCUUAUCUUACUUUCAAACUACCAUCAUAUCAUUAGCAUUUUCAAAUUCAUAGAACAUGGGAGUUUCUUAACCACCUGAGUAUCAAGGAAGACUGUAUAUCAUGUAUGUAGUUAUAAUGAUGCAGCAGGAUAAACAUUUUUAAAGAAAGUAUAACUAAUGUGGUACUUAAUAUUUAACAAAAGGACAGUAUACUUUGCAGUCAGAGGCUGCAGAUAACAGUUGCUGAGAAUACAUUUGUGGUUUCUUCCUUUAUUAUGUUAUUAUUUUUCUUUUUGUGAGAGCCUGGGUAGCUGUCAGUAUAAGGACUUGCUAUAGACUGAAUGACCGGG